Molecule: messenger RNA, 525 nt
Organism: Cyphellophora europaea CBS 101466
Lineage: Eukaryota; Fungi; Ascomycota; Eurotiomycetes; Chaetothyriales; Cyphellophoraceae
Exons: 1
Coding region: 1-525 (174 amino acids)
Source: RefSeq, a predicted model, not a curated record
AUGGGUAAGACUGAGGGUACUGAGGACCUUGAUAGGUGUAAAGAGGCCCAUAACAAGGUCACAGAGUUUGGGGUGUAUGUCAUGUUGAAGAAGAUCGAGGAUUUCUCAGACUACCCUGCGGUGGCCGCCUACAUGCGCCUGAAGGACCCUAAGGCGCUCCAUCGGGCCUUUGUUGACAAUACCUCGCUUCUUGUCCACUACUACCAGAUAAAGCAAGAAGUGUUCCAGGUCACUGACCUACAGAAGUACAGUGUCCUAACUAGGAAGUUCUUUACUGCUGUCCAAUUCUGCGAUACAGUCCCUUACUACACCAAUACAUUACACAUGCCAAAGAUCCGGUACAACGCCCCUGAGCUCGCGAGCUUCCAAGUGGAUAUAGACCGCGCCGCGCUGAUUACGGUGAUCACGGCAUAUAAGAUCAUUGUCCAGUGGCGCAACGAGCAUAUCUUCCACCCCUUACCUGAGUGGGUUAACCAGGAGCCUGAGCCAUCACAGUACUUCUGCAAUAUUAGUGCUGAUGACUAG